AUGAUUAAUAAACUAAGUGUCAUUUCAACAGUCCUUGUUCUUAAAUUAUAUUUAUACUGGUCACUCGAUUUGGCUAAACAAGGGCGAAGAUAUUCUUGGUUCAUUGAUUGGAAAAGCUGUCGCAAGGGAUUAUUUAAUUUAAAUGAAAUAUUGAACAAACACACCUUAGUUUGGGAAGAAAGAAUCAAAUGGAAUAACGAAAAUUAUGAAGCAUUAAAGAAAUUUUUGAAUCAAUUUAUUUCUCUUAUUCAUAAAGCUUGUCCUUAUAUAGGUAUUACUUCUCAUCGUAUUUAUGAAGAAUUUGAAGAACUCUUUAUUUAUAAUUGGAUUGAUAGAAAUGAUUCAGUAACUCUUUCAAAUAAUAAUAAAUGUAAGUUUAAUCUUGUUACUUCAAUGAUGAGUCGUGAUGGACAUAAUAGCGAAACACUUCAUAAUAUAUGUAAUGAACUUGUAGUAUUAAUAAGAGUUCAAUCAAAGAAAAUCUAUGGUGGUUAUAAUCUAUCUAAUUGGAUGUGUAGGAAAAAAUCAAUGUAUCGGUGGUUUCUUUAUAUGUUAUAUAUUAAUGAGCAAGAUCUUUAUGCUGGGUAUAAUGUUUACAAUUGUGAGAAUAUUUUUGGUAGAGGUGAAGAAGGCGAAACACCUAUUAUUGAAGAAACUGAAGUAUUCAUUACAAUUAAUAAGUGA
This is a messenger RNA of Rhizophagus irregularis DAOM 181602=DAOM 197198, 684 nucleotides long. RefSeq lists its product as uncharacterized. NCBI's taxonomy places the organism in Eukaryota, Fungi, Glomeromycota, Glomeromycetes, Glomerales, Glomeraceae. The record is from RefSeq and is a predicted model, not a curated record.